AUGUCUUCACCGGGAGCUCUGUGUGGUAUGGGAUGUUGCCACAGCAAAACAAAUACAGAGACUGGACGGCCACACCUCGAGGUGAGACUUUCUUCUAAGCUGGAAUGGGUCAUUCAAGCUUCCAGGGUUCUUGGUGUGGCAUGGGACCCUCGAGAUCGCUAUAUCUGCACGACCAGUGCUGACCGCACUUGCCGAGUAUGGGCUCGGAAUAAACGGAAGAGCUUCUAUCCAAAGGCGGUGGUUCGGACGUACGACGCUAAGGUUAUGGCUAAGGAGGCCGAUAAUGUGAAUGAGGCUCUGGAGCCGGGGACAGAGGACUCCGUGCCGGCCUCGUUGGCUGAGAGGACGGUUCGAGAAAAGAUCUUCAUCAACGAUAGUCACUAUGCUCACGAUGCUACCGCCCAUUUCUUCCGUCGACCCAGCUUUUCACCGGAUGGUCGGUUGCUGUUGGUCCCAGGCUGCCUCACGCCGCACGGUGACUACGGUUGUCUAGUCCUGGCCAGGGGCGAUGGCUUCUCGAACCCUGCUGCCAUCAUCAACUCUGGCUCUGUGUCGCCCACUGUCUGUUCGAGGUUCUUCCCCUCCCCGGUCCGAUCCUCUGACCAAUCAUCUCACUACGUAUUCAGUGUGGGUACCGCUGCUGCCCAGCUAGUGUUGUAUGAUACGACCGUCUUCUCUAAGGGAG
Perkinsus marinus ATCC 50983 is the source of this 685-nucleotide messenger RNA. RefSeq names its product chromatin assembly factor i p60 subunit, putative. The transcript has 3 exons. NCBI's taxonomy places the organism in Eukaryota, Perkinsozoa, Perkinsida, Perkinsidae. Gene Ontology annotation, biological process: DNA replication-dependent chromatin assembly; nucleosome assembly. The annotation marks the transcript as partial. Gene Ontology annotation, cellular component: nucleus; CAF-1 complex. The record is from RefSeq and is a predicted model, not a curated record. Gene Ontology annotation, molecular function: protein binding.